Molecule: messenger RNA, 1664 nt
Organism: Triticum dicoccoides
Lineage: Eukaryota; Viridiplantae; Streptophyta; Magnoliopsida; Poales; Poaceae
Product: elongation factor 2-like
Exons: 2
Coding region: 1036-1482 (148 amino acids)
Biological process (GO): translational elongation
Cellular component (GO): cytosol; ribonucleoprotein complex
Molecular function (GO): GTPase activity; ribosome binding; translation elongation factor activity
Source: RefSeq, a predicted model, not a curated record
UCGCCGCCAUGUCGCGCCGUCGAGACCUCCCAGGUACACCGCGACACCUCACCCAGAAACCGAUGAACUGCAGGCCACCACCCAUGAAGCCGCCGCGGGAGCACUAGUGAGCUGCUCCACAUUUAGUGAUUGACAGAGGUUGGGGAAUAUGCUCCGCCGGGAAUCCGCCGACAAGAUCCCAUCGGUGAGUCACCCAUUGACCCUCUUCUCCUGAUGUGAGUGCGGCACCAGGUGAGCGCCCUUGCAGUUCAAUGCAGCACCAGGUGAGCGCCCUGAGCUCGUUCUUGAAGCCCAUGGAAGAGGUGCAGAUUUGGGUUCCCAUUCUUGCUGACCGCUCGAUUGGCCUCCAUCUUCUGUUACUAUCCCUCUUACAAGCCAAGUACAUUUCGUUUCUGGCUCAACUAGCUCUCUUUUCACAGAUUUUCUUUAUUCUAGACACACGCCAGAGUACAUGGAGACCAAACGCUGAUUUGGGACGUUCCAAGCGCACUAUGUAGUUUACUGAUCUCUUAUUGCAAUUCGAUGUCUGAGUAAUAUAUUUGUCCGUUCACCCUAAAAAAUAUAGUAUAUUUAUGCUAGACAGAGGAACAGUAGUGAACAUUGCAGUAUAUGAAAACAAAGGUAGCAGGGGAUAGAAACAAAGCACGCCGGCUGGAUCCUCCUACACCUCCCUUUCCUGUGCUAGCUGGUCACGGAUCCGGCAAGAUCCUGCACCUCUCUCCUCCCAUGCCUUCCUGGAGAUGGAUAUGGCAUGAUCUUCCUGCAGCUCCUCCCUCUACGGUGGUGUCGAGCUCUCUGCCCUCCCUUUCCUUCUUCCUCCUCUCCCCUCUCUCCUUUCCUUCUUCCUCCUCUCCCCGCAAACUACCUCCGGCGAAGUCCAGUGCAUGUCCAUCCCCGGUGGCUCGCGUGCAGUUCGGCCAGCGAUGGCGUGCAGUAUGACGUACGACGGCAUGCAGUUCCGCGACCCUCACUGGCGUGCAGUGCCACCAGCGUGAAGUGCAGCUCGCCUUGGCGUGCAGUGCAGCUCGUCAAUGCAUGCGGAGAAAGGAUUUGUAUAUGAAGAGUGUCCAGCGUACUGUUAUCUGGAUGGGAAAGAAGCAAGAAUCGGUUGAUGAUGUUCCCUGUGGUAACACUAUUGCUUUGGUUAGUUUGGAUCAGUUCAUCACCAAGAAUGCAACCCUGACAAAUGAGAAGGAAGUUGAUGCCUGCCCAAUCUGGGCAAUGAAGUUCUCUGUGUCCCCUGUUGUGUCUGUUGUUGUUCAAUGCAAGGUGGCUUCUCAUCUUCCUAAGCUUGUUGAGGGUUUGAAGCGGCUGGCGAAGUCUGACCCUAUGGUUCUCUGUAGCAUUGAAGAGUCUGGUGAGCAUAUCAUUGCUGGAGCUGGAGAGCUUCACCUUGAAAUCAGUUUAAAGGAUCUGCAGGAGGAUUUCAUGGGUGGUGCUGAAAUUAUUGUUUCACCUCUUGUUGUCUCCUUCCGUAGAUAACUAAAAAGAAUGAUGGCCAAAAAAACGCAUUACACUUUUUAUGUGUAUGGGAGUUCGCUUUGAACUCUAUGGAAGCUCACUCGGGCUCAAGAACAAAUGCACGUAUCACGUGCCUUGUUUAAGAAUCAUAGCAAAAAGCAGUACAGUCAAACCCGUGUGCAGUUACUUGGUUGAUGCACUAC